AAUGCCAUCACAUGCUCAUAUGAUCUGUUCCUUUUGGGAUGUAUUUGUUAUGCCGUUUCCUGUAGGAAGGACGGCUGCAGGGAACCCUGAAAAAGCAAGAGUGAGACAGCAUUUGAAUGGUUAACUCCCACCCUCUCUUCUUCUUUCCAGCUCUUCUUUUUAUCCCCAUUCCUCUGCUCUUGUAUUCAAUGUCACACUGUGGCUUCAGCCAAUCACUGCCACUGUCCAGCCCCUUCACUGCUUCCUUACUCCACCCCCUGCCUUUGGCACAUUAUAUACCCACACGCAGUCCAGCUGGGAGAGUGUUCAACAUGCUGCUGCUGAUUCACAGUGCAGACUAUUAUAACACUGCACAGCAGAGGAAGAGAGGAGGACUGCGCGGGGACUUCGGAUGUUUUGUUGCUGGCCAUGCUCCUUUUGCACGUAGUUUCACAUCGGACUGUUUAGAUCUAGGCUUCAUCUCUUCUCAAGCCAGUACUGGAUUCGGAGUACAGUAGAGGAAGUUUCUACCUGGCUUCCAAUAGCCUCACUGGCUUCUAAUUUUUUUAAAAUGGGCUGUACCACAGGGCACCUGGCAUGCCAGCCCCAGCCUUCUUCAAACACCAACCAGGAGGGACAGACUCCGGAGGGGGCAGCCAAAGUCCCAGAGGUCCUGUCUUCUUUAGAGAGGCUUUCUCAGGCCACAGGGGGCAUGGAAAAAUCUUGGUAUCGCUGCAUCUUCCCCUUUGGAAUCAUCUCACUGGUAAUUGGUAUAGCUGGCACAAGCGUGACCUACACCUACAACGACCUCCCACAGACCAAGGUGGUCUCGGUGGUCUUGCUGAUUGUCGGGCUGGUCCUGAUGGUAAUGGCUACUGCCUGUUGGACAACACAUAAGAAGAAACGCAGGAAAAAGAAAGCAGGAGGCCCCUUUACCACUGAACCGUGUCCCCUGUGAGGAGAGACUAGAAGGACGAAGACGCUUUUGAUUGAGAACACAGGGAGUUGUGAUGCCACCUUGCCUUUUGUUUAGCAUUUCUUUUUGCCAAACUUCGGUCCAUGUAUUCACUCAGGUAGCAGCAGUGUGAACAUGGAAAUAGGACAGAUGGACAAUGUGUUCAGGACACCCCCAGGGAGCCAUGCAACCCAGUGGACAAGUAUGAGGGUUCGCACAUGGUUUAUUGCCACUCAGCAAGUGUCUAGUGUCAAAACAACUCCAGAGCCACAUGCACAUUUAAGACACUUAACGCUUGGGCCGUAACACCGAGCCACUGCUGAAGUCAGUGCUGCCGUCAACACAGCCGUCAGUCCCCUGCAGUCCUGCCAUUGGGGUCAAAUGUCUCUCCAAGGCUAGCAAAGAAGUGAUCCAGAGAAGGCAACCAGACACCGCGACGAAAAGCAGAGCUGCAACCCCAUAAUCGUUGCACGUCAUUCCCCUGUCUGUGACACUACAGCAAUGUGUGAGCUUUUUACGCAAUGGGAGAGUGGAACCUGAGCUGAGCCUCAACUAGUCCUUACUGGCGAGAGAUGGCAUGAGCAGGAAACAUUGUGUGUGUGUGUGUGCAGCCAGGAAGAUUAAGAACAAGCAUGCUGCAUGCUAUUCCACUUCCACUUCUCUGUCAGAGUUUUACAAUGUCAGGCUGGGUGCAGUGUUCACAUAUAGAGCAGUGACCACGUUCCUGGAAGCCUAUCUUCUUACUGAAUUCAGUUCCUGUCUGCGAUCGAUCGAGCUGAACUGACUAGGCAAGUAGAUUGAUUAUCUGUAGCACGUGUGUUGCAUUAGAGUUGGAACUGAAUUCUAUAGGAAGGUGUGCUCCUAGGUCUACCCAAAGCAGAAUAGGUGAGGAUUAAUCUAUAGGAUUUCUGGUAUUCUCACCAUUUGUCUAAACCUCUGUUUUCUUCACUGUAAGUCUGUGCCUCGAAUCAUCUGAGGAAAUAUACAAGGAAAAAAACCAAAGCCCUUUUUGUUUUGGGUUAGUUGGUGAAAAUCUUGCCUUCAGAGAUAAGACUUCAUUUCUCUGCUUCACAGAGAAUGAUAUUACUAAAGGAGAAAAAACACAAAAGGACACCAGAUGUCAAGACUUGCAUCCAGAGUUUACUUCACUCCUGUGCCUUGAGCAAGUGGGACUCAAGUGGCGUACAGUACCUUCUCAACACCGUUCUCUUUGGCCUUUGCUCUUCAUAAACCUAUUGGCCAACAGCAGCUUUUCCAUUCAAGCUAAUCCUGAUUCUCAUGUCAUUUCUGUCUUAAGGGGUUACUUUCCAUCAGUCCCGUCUGCUGCCCUUCUCUUUCACGCCCUGCUCAUAAACCCCCCAUUGCUCCAGUUCCAUAAACUGCCAUCAUUCUAGCAUUUCACAUCCAUCCCCAUGGCAGAAAUACCAAUUAUUACACCGUGUCUGGAAUUCUCUCCAUUUGAAGAAAGACCUUCACCCAGGUUGGUAGAUAAAUACCAAA
Ictalurus furcatus (blue catfish) is the source of this 2434-nucleotide messenger RNA. RefSeq names its product transmembrane protein 100. The transcript has a single exon. Gene Ontology annotation, biological process: cellular response to BMP stimulus. NCBI's taxonomy places the organism in Eukaryota, Metazoa, Chordata, Actinopteri, Siluriformes, Ictaluridae. Bases 551 to 937 code for a protein of 128 amino acids. The record is from RefSeq and is a predicted model, not a curated record.